GUUUCGGUAAAGGAAGGGGUAAAGGAGAGCAGACGCUAUUACUUGAGCUUAUUCACAAGCUGAAUUUGGAAUGCUUGCAAAACCUUCUGGAAAAAAUUUUCUAAAGGAACUCACCAUCUAAGAAUUGUACAAGAUUUCAAACAGAAAUGCUUUGCAUUCUUUGUCAGACAAUGUUGAUCAGACUCUACUUGUUGAUCUGCUUGAUUAUAAUAUUUUCAUCUAUAAGUUUCUUUUGGUAGAGAAGACGUCUUAAGUCUUAGAGAUCAAGUCAACGAUUAACACCUGUUUUGAUGUACACAAUUUGGACAUUAAUUAGUAACAGACUCAUGCUGCGAAGUUUUGAUAUAAAGUUAUGUUGGUGAAGAUAAAACUUUUAUCUAGCCCGUUUUGUAUAGCAUAUGGUUGAAGCUUAAACGAUUGCUAUAAUAUAAUAUGAAUACAUUCUUGUAGUGUUCUCUAUUAGGAUUUGGCAAAAGAUUUGAAAAUCCUAAAGUUCUACUGACUCUGAAGACAACAGAUGAUUGAACUAUGAACUGGGCAACCUUUCAUGGACCUGUACACAAGGAGUUCAAAUAAUUGAAAUGUAACAGCUAUGCUAUCUCAGUCGCCUUUUUCAAAUAACCAAGAGUUCAAGUUCUAAUAUCUAAAACUGUACCUGGUAUGUUAUUUUAGGAAUUAAAAGUGUGAUCUUUCAUGCUCAAAAAUACUAGAAAGAGCAUUUUUUGUAUGUCACUUGUGUAUGGCGCUUCUAUAAUACCUACAAGUUUUAAGACCACUCUGAAAAGGUGAUGGAGUUCCAGAGAAACUUUAGAAUGCCUAAAAAUACUCGAAGUCUUGUCAUUGCUUAUCGAAGGAAGAGUCGAGGUUUGAAAAAAUCUUUUUCGUAGGGAGAUCGAGCAUAUAUAGUAUAGGGAACGAGCCUGUAUAAGGAAAGAGUAUAAAAUUCUAAUCACAACAUUCGGCUUCUCUUUAACUCAAACUUGCGUUCGUCUCGGCAAAACAAAAACUAGUUUUCUUUUCAUUAUUAACUGGUCGACUCACACUUAUUUAUAUAGCUUACCCCACGCCCAUCAAAUCACCGGCUACAACAAAAAUGUUCUGCUUAUCAGUUUGAAAGCUAGAAAGAAUAAAAACCUAAAUAUUUGGACAAUUCGAUAUGGACCGUUAAAGGGGAUAAAUAACUUUUUAUCUCGAGCGUCAGUGCGUCUGUAUGUAUGUGUGUCUAGUAAGUGUCAGUUGAAUUUACGAGCAAAGAUGAGUUGUUUUAUCUACGAACGAACAAAACAACAACUCGCAACUGGCAAGCGGACGUGCAGAGCAAAUAAUAGGAGGCGGAUCAGGGCACAUGGCAUCAGAAACACAUCAGGCAGGCGGGCAUGAGAGCGCGCCUAGUGUAGCAUGUGGAACUUGUUGGCUGCUACAGCUUCACUUCAGUCCAAAUAACGAAAGCGAGCAGUAAGCGUAUACCAAUGAAUUGCUUCGCUCGGCGCAGUCACAAUCAGUCAGAUAUUAAAUGUCACUCCAGUCAUUGUGCGAGCGAAGACAGCGCAGGCGAAACGUGAAACAACAACAACAAAUAAAAACCACAAAAAUUGGAAAUAAAAACAAACAGGCAAAGCGCGGCGAGCGUGUUAGCAAGAAGAACGCGCAAAAGGCGAAUAAAAGCGAGCGCAGUUGGAAGUUCGAAAUUUUCAGAAAAAUUCAUAAUAAUACAAAGUUUUAAUAAAAACAGUAAAAAAAAUUAAUUUGGUUCAAAAAUAUUUAAAGAAAAAAAAUACUUAAAAAAAAUUCAAAAAUAAAAAUUUUAAAAAUUUUUAUAUAGAUUUAAAAAAAAUUCAAAAAUAAAAGUAAAAACAUUUUAUAAAAAGAUUUAAAAAAAAAAAAUUUAGAUACAAACAUUUUGCACUUCACGUUUCUCAUUGGGAAAAAGCAUCUAUAUUACAUAUUUAUAACGUGAUACACACAUACACGCACAGUUAAAAUGAUCAACGAUUCCUUUGAGUUCUCCUCUGACGACGAUUCUGACAACAGUCCACACGACAUGGAAGGCAACAAUUCGGACUUAGAGAGCGGUUUUGCCGACAUGAACGGCGUGAGCCUUAACAGCUAUGGCGGCGUCACAUCGUCCGCCUAUUCACAGAUGCAGAUCGAUUUGGAUAGACAACAUUUAUUGGGCAACCGAAAUCAUGUUGUUGAGAGCGUUAUUGCCGACGGCCUGGAAGGCUUAGAGCAUCAAGAAAGAUAUGAACGCCUCUUACAUCGCGCUCAAAUUGAAGAUCUUACAGAAGUCUCCGGCAUUGGAUGCCUGUAUCAGAGCGGCGUCGAUCGUUUGGGCCGACCAGUUGUCGUGUUUUGCGGCAAAUGGUUCCCAGCACACAAUAUCGAUUUGGAGAAGGCACUUUUGUAUUUAAUAAAACUUUUGGAUCCCAUCGUUAAGGGCGAUUAUGUAAUUGCGUACUUCCAUACAUUAACUUCAACAAAUAACUAUCCAUCACUUCACUGGUUGCGUGAAGUAUACAGUAUAUUACCAUACAAGUACAAGAAAAACCUGAAGGCCUUCUAUAUUGUGCACCCAACAUUCUGGACUAAGAUGAUGACCUGGUGGUUCACAACAUUUAUGGCGCCCGCCAUCAAAGCCAAGGUACACUCACUUCCCGGUGUCGAGCAUUUAUACUCCGCCAUUUCCAAGGAUCAAUUAGAGAUACCCGCAUACAUCACCGAAUACGAUAUGACGAUUAACGGUCUGCAUUACUUUACGCCGAUGCCGACACCAUCAUAGAUAACUGUUGUGACCAUCUAGUCGUCUGCUGGUUCCAGUCUAAACACAUAGUAACAACAACAAUAACAAUAUGAAAAGCAACAACAAUAAGCGCCUAGUGACGUUUAAAAUUAUAAGCGUGCACACACACAUGCAUACACACAAUACAUACAUACGAAAGUAAAAAAACUAAAACUGUGACCAACAAUCCAUUGAAAUGCUGAAUGUUGUACCUACUGACAUACCUAACACACACACAAACAAUAUGAAUGUGUUUGUACUAAAAAUAUACAUACAUAUGUUUUGUCAAUGAAAUUAUGCUGCAUAUAAAUACAAAAUAGACUAAUGUUGGCUAAUGCUAUAUACAUAUAUACACACACACAUACUUACUUACACAUAUUUAUAUAUAUAUAUAUAUAUAGUGAGCGUAAUCAUUUAUAAAUAUGAAAACGAGUAAUAUUAUUAGUUAUUGCAAUUAUGAAACGAGAGUAUUGUUAUUAAAAGCUAAUAAAAAUUGUUAUUCUGUGCGAAAAAAAAAGGUUUAGCUAACUAGAUUUUCAAAAAAAAAAUUAUAUAUAUAUAUAAAAUAAUAAUAACAAACAACAAAAAAAAUAAUUAAAAUUAGUAACUGAAACGUACAGUAGUUAUGUAGCACAGCUAAAAAAAAAUUAUGAGCUGAAAAAAUUGUAGAUUUACUUAGUUUUGACAACAACAAAAACAAAAACCAACAAAAAUGUUCUUAUGAUGAGCAUAGUUAAUUAGAACAAUUCGGUCGAUUAGGAACGUUUUCAAAAUUCAUGCUGCUAGCAAUAAAUACACUUAUUUACAACAAAACAUAUGAAGAAAUUAACAAAAAAAAUAUUAAACGUUUAUAAAUUUACUGACGCAUGUACAUACUGACAGACAUAGAUAUAUACAUUUGACUUAAAUUAUUAAACCAAAAUAUAUAUAAAUUUAAAUUGUAUUGUAUUGUAUUGUAUACUUAUGCGCAGUAAUUGUUAAUAUUAUUACAAUUAUUUUUAUAACUACAUAUAUAUGUAUACAUCUUUGUUAAUUAAAACAUGUACCGAAUUUUUGUAUUGAAAAAGCAAACACGCAAAAAAAUUAAACAUAAAAUGUGUGUGUACACAAAGGCAGCAGUGACUGUAUGUAUGUAAACCAACAAAAAAAA
Molecule: messenger RNA, 3929 nt
Organism: Bactrocera oleae (olive fruit fly)
Lineage: Eukaryota; Metazoa; Arthropoda; Insecta; Diptera; Tephritidae
Gene: Gdap2
Product: ganglioside induced differentiation associated protein 2
Source: RefSeq, a predicted model, not a curated record